AUGUCCGACCAACGCCUCCCAAUCCAAACCCAACACUGCCGCUUCUGCAACCAUCUCCUACUAGCAACAACACGCAAUAUAAGCACACUCCCGCGACGUGGUGGUGAAGGCAAAGAUAAAGCAUUGAUCCUGCCACUCGAACGCAAGAGCUCAACAGACGGGGAUGUAGAAGCCGAACUCGAAGAAGAAGCCAAGGCAACAGAAACGUCGCGCAAAGCAAGACACGCCUCUAACCACACGACGCUGCUACUGGCCACUACGAUUCCGGAUCGACGGGCGACUAUUAUCCGGCGCGAAGACGGGAUCGAAAAGAGGAUUCUUUUGAGGUGUGGGCGAUGCAAAGUUGUUGUGGGAUAUUACCUAGAUCGGAUGCAUUGGGCGUCUACUGGGGAUCGGGGAGUAGAGAAGCAAGAUGAAGAUGCGCGGCCACCGGCUGCUUAUAUUCUUCCUGGGGCUAUUGUGGAGACGGAGAAGUUGGGGGGUGAUGGGGUUGGCGAGAGGGAAUGGAGGGAGUGGGCUGUUUAA
This is a messenger RNA of Penicillium coprophilum, 525 nucleotides long. RefSeq lists its product as uncharacterized. The transcript has a single exon. The coding region runs from base 1 to 525 and encodes 174 amino acids. The record is from RefSeq and is a predicted model, not a curated record. Lineage: Eukaryota; Fungi; Ascomycota; Eurotiomycetes; Eurotiales; Aspergillaceae.